This is a messenger RNA of Anisakis simplex (herring worm), 621 nucleotides long. The record is from the annotation of a GenBank genome assembly. Lineage: Eukaryota; Metazoa; Nematoda; Chromadorea; Rhabditida; Anisakidae.
AUGAUGUCUCAGCAACAAGAACAACAGCAGCACCAGCAAUUGAUAAAGUUGCCGUAUGGCAACAAACGAUCCGUGGAUUUAUUGAAUAAUCUGGACAGACGUAAAUUCAUUCAGUUGUCUCAUCGAAUAUUCGACGCCAUGCCAAUUGAUGAAACACAUUCGCUGUUCACUGAAGAUGAACGAAAAAAACUGAUAUCAGCAUUUGGCUUGGAAACCUCCACCGAUCUGAACCAAUUGAUAUCCACUUGUGUUGAGCUAUGGCGACAGAUUGCCUAUCAUCAGCCGAAACCCGAAACGUUGAAGGCGAAUCUUCAUGAGUUGGGUUUUGUGAAUGAUCUCACUGAUGUGUUCGUUCAAGUUUGGACGGAUCGAGGUGGAGCCGUUUCAGAUCGUCUUCGUGGAAUCUCGUUUUCUGGUAGACCGCAGCUUAUCGAUGUGAAUUGGACUCUACGAAUGGAUGUUGCAAGUCGAGACUCACCAAAAAUGCGUGAACCAAAGGUGGUUCUCGAGUUGCUCACAGACCAAGGUCCUAAGCUAGCUGAGAUGUCGCCAAACGAGUUGGCCGAAUUGUUCAAAACACUCCAACAAGUACAAGAAAGCAUCGAUAAUCUCAUGCAAUAA